AAAAGAUAAAAACCACAUAAUAAAGGAAGAAGAAGAAGAAGAAGAAGAAGAAGAAGAAGAAGAAGAAGAAGAAGAAGAAGAAGAAGAAGAAGAAAUAGAAGUGGGAAAAGGAGAAGAACAACAAAACGUAUCAUAUCACUGAACAGAACCACCAAAAUCUAGUGAACAUGAAACCAAACGAACACACAGACACGUUCCAGCACCCUACAGUUUUGACCAUCCCUAGCUCCAAUAACACCACGACCUCUCACGACUACUACGACUACUACUACUACGACUACGAGGAAUCUUUGAGCACGUUUCACUGGGACCAGCUGCUGCCGCCUCUCACUGUGUAUAUCGUCACCAUUCUGCUUGGCGUUAUUGGGAAUUCUUUGAUCAUUUACACCAUCUUCAGGUACAGCGGAAUGAAGAGCACCACUAAUGUAUUCUUAGCGUCACUGGCCUGUGCUGAUCUACUCCUCAUUCUCGUCUGCGUGCCCGUCAAGACGGCUAAGGUGUUCGCUUACUCGUGGACUGUCGGGUGGUUCCUCUGCAAGGGUAUCCACUAUCUACAGAACCUCUCCGCCAUCUGCUCCGUGCUCACCCUUACUGCCAUGAGCCUGGAGAGGUACUAUGCCAUACUGUUCCCCUUCCGAGCCAAGUAUAUUCUGACUGUUCACCAGGCGCAGAGAUGUACCGGGAUGGUCUGGGUGCUCUCCUGUGUCCUGGCUACUCCUAUACUCUUCGUGCAGGUCCACAGCCGCGUCGGGGUGAGGGUGGAGAGUUACUGGUGCCACAGAGACUGGGAUGCCGUGCUGCUUUGGCGGGGAUACGAAACCUACAUGCUGGUGCUGGUUCUCCUCCUGCCGACACUAGUGAUGGCGUUUGCUUACUCUGCUAUUGGGUACAAACUCACCAGGGUCAUGAUAGAACGGUCUUCUCUUGUUGGUGGCUCAUCUCACAGUUCCGGAGGAGAAUCGCAUCCCCUUAACUCAGUGAGGGUGUCCAGCAGAGCGAGAGAGGAUGACAGGGAUAAGCGUCAGAUCGUCACCAUGCUGUUUGUGGUGGUAGUGCUGUUCAUCACCUGCUGGUCACCACUCCUCAUCACCAAUAUGCUGCAGGCUUGGGGAUUCCUCGAGCCGUACGAUCACAGGCCCUUCUAUAAACACCUGUACAAUGCUGUCCACCUCCUCGCCUACUUCAACAGCUGCAUCAAUCCUAUAGUUUACGGAUUCCUCUCUAAAAAUUUCCGCGAGAGUUUCUACCUGUCACUGUGUCCCUGCCUCCGCCCGCCCCGCCAGCCCGUCCGCCAGGUGUCACUGUCUCACACACGCACCACCUCUGUCGGGUACAAGGAAAGCUUUCGUCUCAGUGUGAGGUAUUCCAACAGAGCUACUAAUGUGUGAAGACGAGGAGGACGAGGAGGAGGACGAGGAGAAGGAAGGAGAGGAGGAGGAGGAGAGAGAGGAGUAAAAUGGGUGAGAGUGUGUGUGUGUGUGUGUGUGUGUGUGUGUGUGUGUGUGUAGUAGGCAAAAUGUUGUGUUUGUAUAAGUCUAAUGUAAAUAUUAUAUUCUGUAAGGUACGCUACUUCUACUUCUACUACUACUACUACUACUACUACUACUACUACUACUACUACUACUACUACUACUACUACUACUACUACUACUA
Molecule: messenger RNA, 1653 nt
Organism: Portunus trituberculatus (swimming crab)
Lineage: Eukaryota; Metazoa; Arthropoda; Malacostraca; Decapoda; Portunidae
Product: pyroglutamylated RF-amide peptide receptor-like
Exons: 9
Coding region: 168-1388 (406 amino acids)
Biological process (GO): G protein-coupled receptor signaling pathway
Cellular component (GO): membrane
Molecular function (GO): neuropeptide Y receptor activity; peptide binding
Source: RefSeq, a predicted model, not a curated record